Molecule: messenger RNA, 747 nt
Organism: Prorocentrum cordatum
Lineage: Eukaryota; Dinophyceae; Prorocentrales; Prorocentraceae
Source: the annotation of a GenBank genome assembly
CCGCUUCGGUGGGGCGGGCGCUGCGCGGCGGCCGCCAUGAGCGCGCCCGCGCCGCAGCCCCGGAAGAAGCGGCGGUGCCAGGCGCCCGCGCCGCAGGACGCCCCACCGCCUGCCGAGCCCCUGCCGCUGCGCGGCGAGUGGGCGGAGCCCGGCGCCAGGGCGCGGCUGCGCGAGCAGUUCCAACAGGCGCUGCCCUUCCCGCACGUGACGCUGCGCCCUUUCCUGGGCGAGCCGGGCCUGAAGGCCGUGCGCGGAGACCUGGAGGCGCUGCCCGCGAGGGAGAAGGAGACCGACCUGUUCCGCUUCUUCCAGACGGGCGACCUCGCCCCGCUCGCGGGCGGCCUGGGCGAGGAGGCGGCGCGCGGGCGCCCCGCUGGGCCGCCCGGCCUCGCCGCUCUCCAGGGCUCAAGGGAUUUCUGGGACGAAGCCGUCCCUGAUUGGGAGAUCGUGGUCAUGAACGGCACCGGGGAGUGGAAGAAUCAUGAGCGGCGCGCCCACGCCCGCGGGCGCGGGCGCGGCCGGAGGCGCGCGGCGCCGGGCGCGCCGGCCGCCGAUCGCACGCCGGCGCUGGCGGCGCUGGCGCGGUCGUUCGCGUCCCCAGAGUUCCGCAGGCUCUGCCAGGAGAUCACCGAGUGCGGAGAGCUGUCCGACCGCCUGGAUCAUCUCGAGCUGCAGCAGAUUCGCAUCAACUUCCGGUUGACGGGGCAGAUGCGCAAGUACGUGCACAGCAGCUUCAAUUCCAAAUGA